Messenger RNA from Cordyceps fumosorosea ARSEF 2679, 3000 nucleotides. RefSeq names its product ATP dependent DNA ligase domain protein. Gene Ontology annotation, biological process: nucleotide-excision repair, DNA gap filling; DNA recombination; double-strand break repair via nonhomologous end joining. Lineage: Eukaryota; Fungi; Ascomycota; Sordariomycetes; Hypocreales; Cordycipitaceae. The coding region runs from base 1 to 3000 and encodes 999 amino acids. The transcript has 5 exons. Gene Ontology annotation, cellular component: DNA ligase IV complex. Gene Ontology annotation, molecular function: DNA ligase (ATP) activity; DNA binding; ATP binding. The record is from RefSeq and is a predicted model, not a curated record.
AUGCCGCUUCCAUUCUCGGCCGUCUGUGACCUCCUCGAGGAGUCGUACCGUCUGUGCCAGUCACGCAAGAGCAACACCGCCGCGGUGCACGCGUGGUUCCGCCGGCACCGGACGACCGUGGACGCACACGACGCCGAUCGCGCGGCGCUGCUCUCGACACUGCUGCCGGAGAAGCGCACCGACCGCGUGUACUGCAUCCAGGCGCCGACGCUGGAGCGCAUCAUCGGCCGGGCGCUGAUGCUCGGCACCUCGCGCAUGCUGGAGCUGGCCGCGUACAAGCGGCCCGGCGCGGGCGCGGAUCUGGCAGACUGCGUCGAGAGGAUCCUUUCCGUGACUCCGAACCCGGUCCGGGCAGAGGUCACGGUAGAGGAGGUCGACGCGCUGCUGCACGGCCUCGCGGCGCGCGUCCGGUGGAGCGCGCCGGCGAUCAGACAGCCUGACGCGGGCAUGUCGCACCGGAGCCGCGGCGACCUCGAGGCCAUGUAUCGGCGGCUGCCGGCGCGCGAGGCCAAGUGGUUCACGCGGCUGCUGCUCAAGGACUACCAGCCGCUGCUGUUCGACGCGCCGCUGCUGUACCGCUCGUGUGACCCCGCGCUGCCGUGCGUCCUGCAGAUCAGGGACGACUUUUCCGAGGCGCUCGGUGCGCUGUCGUCCGCGCGGGGCUCGCUGCUUCCGAUGGCGGCGACGGUAAGGGGGCCGAUGAGUGCGCGUCGGGUGCUGGCGACGGUCAAGCCCAAGCUGGGGGUCAAGGUCGGCAGGCAGCAGUGGCACAAGGGUCGGAGCAUCAAGCAUUGCAUCGACAUGGGCGGCACGCGGAUGAGCGUGGAGACCAAGAUGGAUGGCGAGUACUGCCAGAUUCACGUGGACAUGGGCAAAGCGACGAAGAGGGUGCAGAUCUUCUCAAAGAGUAGCAAAGAUAGCACAGAGGAUCGGUUCAAGGUCAUCCCGGCGAUCGAGAGGGCACUCAGGCUAAACAGGAACGAACGUGGGUUUCAAAAGGCUUGCAUAUUGGAAGGAGAGUUGGUUGUGUAUAAUGAUUUGGAAAACACGAUAAUGCCCUUUCACAAGAUCCGGGGGCAUGUCACGCGUCGCGGGCGAUACUUGAACACGGAACAAGACUCACAGCCGAAACCAUAUGAGCACCUCAUGAUCGUCUACUACGACAUUCUCCUCCUCGAUGACCAGUCCCUAAUGGAUAUUCGGCACUCGGAACGGCUCAAACUUCUCGAAAAAGUCAUCUACUGUGAGCGCGGUGUCGCCGCGCUGGUCCAGCGCGAAACUAUUGACUUUCGACAUUCCUUGGCUGCUUCUGCCCUGCGGAAGGCGUUCGCCAAAGUAGUCGUCGAGCGAGGCGAGGGGCUUGUUCUGAAGCCUGAUGAGCCCUACAUCGUUGUCGACGAAAACGGACGGGCUGCGCCGUGUCGCUGUAUCAAGCUCAAAAAAGAAUACAUUGGGGCGUUUGGUGACAUCGGCGACUUUGCCCUGGUCGGCGCCGGCUUCCACGCGGCAAAAGCCAAGACGUAUCGGAUACCGAACCUCAAGUGGACGCACUUCUACGUCGGCUGCCUGAAUAACAAGGAAGAAGUCCAGAGGUGGAACCAAAAGCCCGAGUUUACCGUCGUGUGCGCCGUCGAGCUCUCCGAGCCACUCUUGGAGUCAUUCCUGGCGCUCGGCGAGCUAGCAGCCGCCGUACCGCGCGCAGAAAACACUUGCACCACCCUCGUCGUGCCACCGGGCAUCCAGUGCCCCGCGGACCUGACCGUCGCCUUCACCAAUCCGAUCGUGGCCGAUCUGCGCUGCUUCAGCUUCGACAGGCCCGGCAACACGGGCUUUUGGACGCCGCGCUUCCCUGCCGUCACCAAGAUCCACGCCGACCGCGACUACGCCACCGAUGUGCUAUCGUUUGACGAGCUGCAGAGCCUGGCCGAGGAGGCGGUGAUGCGACCUGAGCUCGAGGACAGCCAGGAGAACUUGCAUUGGAUCGCGAAGCUGGAGGGCGCGGACCCGCGGGGUGUCGCGGUAGACGCGAUGAGCAGCCAGGCGACACGAUCGACGAUGCCGACGCCGUCGCCGGUUAAGAUGACGCAGAGCACGGCGACCGGGACGGAGAGCCAGUCGUCGUCAAGGGCCGCGACUGAGACCAGCCGUCAUAGCCAGCACAUGCAAGCUUCGACGCCAGUCGUGUUGAUAGCACUGUCCUCCGUUGCUGACGAGACAUCCCCGCAAAAGACUUCCAUGAAUGCGCCAGCGAAGCGCACGCCGGAGAGGGCGUCGCCGGACAAGACCUUCAAGCGUCCACGCAUGGCAAGCUCUCGAAGGAAGCAAGCCGUGCCGGCCGCGCCGCCGCCGCGAACACCUCUGCAGGAUAUGAACGUUAACAUCUCCUGCAGUGAUGCCUCGUCCCAGUCGAUAAACAGCCAGGAUAGUCAAGCCACGGUGAAGCUGAUUGACCUACCCGGAUCCAAGGUGGCGAACAGGGAAGUCAUUGAGAUUCCGAGCUCCGAUGCCGAGGACGACGGCUGGACGCAACAGACGGGCGACCGGGUAUCCAUUCCGGCCUCACUGCAUGGUCGGAAAAGUCAAGGUCCACUGCGAUGCAAGCAUGUGGGCGGCAAGUGCGAGCUGGUCGGCAAGACGAUGAUCCUGGCUAGCCCCGCGCUGCUGCACGUCGCAGAACUGAUGAGCCUGUUUCGCGAGCACGGCGUGGAGGUGCCGCGCGUGAUUCCUUGUGUAGAGACAUGGUGGCGCAACCACGGCUCGGGGGGGGCUCAUAAACAGCAGCAGAGCUGGCUGCUCGUCGACAGCGUGCAGCAGGCCGCCGAGACGAGGGCGCUCGGGGCGCGGCUGAAAGCGGCGCGCCGGCGGGAGCGUGACUUGAUCAAGGUGUACGACUGGCGGGUGCUGCGGCACCUGUCGAUUGCGGAGGACGCGCGGAUCGUCAAGAAGUACUACGACGGGUUUCCCGGUCCAAUGGGGCGGUGGUUCUGCGCGCACGUGUAG